Molecule: messenger RNA, 1876 nt
Organism: Oncorhynchus kisutch (coho salmon)
Lineage: Eukaryota; Metazoa; Chordata; Actinopteri; Salmoniformes; Salmonidae
Exons: 2
Coding region: 211-855 (214 amino acids)
Source: RefSeq, a predicted model, not a curated record
GAACACAGCCCAGGACUAGGAUUACUUUCAGUAUCAUUUCCUGAACACUGGACUCUUCAUGGGAAGUCCUGCCCCCAGAGUAAAUAACACACACACACACACAGGCAGCAAAGCUUGUAGAUCAUCAAAUCAACUUCUCACACGGAUCUACAGGGACAUCGAGCACCAGAAAAAUAGAGAUUACAUUUAUUUAAAAACACCAGGGGUACCAUGGUUCGAACAUUGACAUUGAACAAUAUGGAGGAGCUUAGAAAUUCUUCGUUUGGUCGUCCCUCACCCAGGCACGGACUCAAGCUCCUUUUCUGGUUCGCCAAAGAUCACAUCGCCAUCAGAAAUGGCAACCAGAUGUUUGCAAAUUACGACCCCAAAGAGGGAGACUUUGGAUUCCAUCACUUCCAGAACAGACGUGAAAACAAUGACUGCAAGAGGCUGCUUCCUUAUAGUGAGUACCCAUUCUAUGAGGUGGGCAACCUCCACCUCCCAACAUCUAAAUCAUUGCCUAAAUAUGUCCGUGAGGGCAACACUCAUCAGAUAGAUGACAGCAACAUGGACCGUCUCGUCAUCAGUAUACGUCCAGACAUGACAGUGGAUAAGGUCUAUGUGACCCAGCACGAGGACCUGAAGAGCUUCGACCCGGUCAACACAUAUUGCAUCAGCAGGAGUUUGCUCAUGAUCAUACGUCGCCGUUCAUUGAGUAACUUCCUGGAACAGGCGGGCUAUUAUACCCAAAAUGUAAACGCCCCCAGGGAGUCUGGGGAUGCCAGGAUUGAUAUGGAAGGUGGAUGCAGAGCUCCACCCAGCGUUGCACCCAGAGCUGCACCAGGCUUCUGGGAAAGAAACUGUACCAUACUGUAACCAGGCUUCUGGGAAAGCUACUGUACCAUACUGUAACCAGGCUUCUGGGAAAGCUACUGUACCAUACUGUAACCAGGCUUCUGGGAAAGCUACUGUACCAUACUGUAACCAGGCUUCUAGGAAAGCUACUGUACCAUACUGUAGAUCAGUGUCCUUUAGUCCUGGUCCUGGGGACCCUGAAGGGGGGAACUUUUUAGUUUAUUACCCCAGCACAUUGCUGUUCAUUAUGGUAUGUUAAUUUUCACUAAUACAUUUAGUCGUUUAUCAGACACUCUUAUCCAGAGUGAGUUCAGUGCAUUAAACUAUAGGCAGAUAAACAACAACAUCCUGUAUCACAUAGGAAGUCAACUGUUUCUGUUACCAUUACUGAGAGGGUUGUUGCUGUUGGGGUCUGCUAUUGGCUAAUGUACUUCUGUAUGUUAAAAUACAAACUACAUGCAUUUUAAUUAAAUACACUUGAAAAUACACGUAAUUUGUCGUUUAUUUUUCAAACAUUGAUCUUUAUGUUAUUUUGUAUUUUAACAUUUUCCCUCUUUCCCUUGUUGUGAUCAAUGUAGUUUCCUCUUCACUUCAACCCAAAACAUGUGAUGACAUUAAAUCAAUGUAGUUUCCUCUUCACUUCAACCCAAAACAUGUGAUGACAUUAAAUCAAUGUAGUUUCCUCUUCACUUCAACCCAAAACAUGUGGUGACAUUAAAUCAAUGUGGAAAAGGCUGAUUGGAUUUGCAAGUCAACUACAUAAGACCAUUUCAUCUAGUGGCCGACAAUGAAUGCAACAAGUAAUCAUUCUCUAAUUCUUUAGUGGCUAAUUCAUUGAGUCUAUAUACCAACUCUAUACACCAAUGAAUGCAACAAGUAGUCAUUCUCUAAUUCUUUAGUGGCUAAUUCAUUGAGUCUAUAUACCAACUCUAUACACCAAUGAAUGCAACAAGUAGUCAUUCUCUAAUUCUUUAGUGGCUAAUUCAUUGAGUCUAUAUACCAACUCUAUACACCAAUGAAUGCAACAAGUAGUCAUUCUCUA